AUGGGAGUUAAUACGCGGGGUAAUAUGAACGGGGAGAAGGCCACAGGGAGCAGCGGAAACCCCUCAGCGCAGAUAUUGACGGGGAAACAGGAGCACUAUCUCAAGCGGGAGUUGGUCGGCACUCAGGUUUCGAGCGAGAUCGUUGAGCUCAACUCUCCAACGGCCCUACGACGAUUUGGCGCCCCGUUCAAGUCGGACUUUGGAGAAAUAGCUCCUGUCGACUCAGAAUUACCAAUUCUACGGUAUAUAUUCGUCAACCAUGUCCGGAACUUCCCAUUUCUAGAUAAGGCACACGAGAAGGAGUUUUGGCAAGAUCGUCUACAAGUGUUUCUGGAGUCCUUUGCCAAUAAGAACAUCUCAUCAAGCGAAGACCGACAUGAAGAAACUAAGAGACGGAAGCUCGCAAAGAAAUGCGAAAAAGUGGUCGAGCUGAUGAUGGUUUCUGGGAUACCAACAUCCUCUGGAUAUGAGGAGAGGAUACGCUUCUCUGAAAUGGAGGUUGUCGACAGAGGUGCAAAUGAACAGGGGCUACUUGUCAACAUGCCUGAAGGGAAUGUAAUCAACGGCUGGGACGUUAACAUUGCAGCAGUCAGAACGACCGCCGUUAGACGUACUUUGAGAUAUCACCAGCAUGCGGAAUUCUUAAUCCGAGUUCGGCAACAAGAUGGCCCUAGCAUUUACAUUGGCCGGCGCUUUGGUGAUUUUGCAAGAUUGCACAAGAAACUCCGAACAGAGUUGCCUGGGAAGGUCAUACCUCCUUUGCCUAGAAAGAAUAAAAAUUCGGUGUCUUCGUCUUUCUUCGGUUCAACUCUGGAUGAUGAUGCAUCCUCCACAUCGUCCGUCAAUACCUUGGAGACAAAUGAAGGCCAAUCUACCCGAAAUCUCCUCGUUCCGAGCACCCUUAAACACAAGGCUUCCGUCUCCUCUUUCAAAUCUAUAAGCUCACAGUCGCCUCGAGCAUCAGGAGAGCUACAGGGUGAAACAGUCACACUGUACAGAGAGGAGCAGCGUGUCUCCCUGCGCGCGUUCUUGAGACUGAUUCUACAAAAUCAUAGAAUAGCCUCUUCAAAUGCUAUGAAAGAAUUCCUAACAGACAAACCUAUUACCUUGAAUGAAGAAGAAGAGAUGGAUAUUGCAAGAAGAAAAGAGCUUGAUGCUAAACGCAUUGAAGAACAAAGACGUUUUUACGAAAUUGCAAGGAAACGCGCGCGAGAAUUAGAUGUCUACAUGGAGCAAUUCAGACAAGAUAUUGUGGAAAGAAAUGGCCUCACAAAACUAUUCCAAGAGAUUAGAGAAAAGGAUUCCGUAGAAACGCUGAGCCCGCAAUACCAAAAGUUUGCAGAAUGGCUGCGUAUCGAGGUCGCGGCUACAUUAUACCAUAUCUUUUUAGCUGAGGAUAAUUCGCCCGAAUUGUUUGCCCAGGCUAAAAGGAUACAUUCUUUAAUCCCAUAUUCGAUUUUGAAGAAUGUCAUCCGCAUUGCUAACCCUGCAGCCGUGAUGGCUGGAGUUCUGGACCUUUUCCUUGCUCAGCCAUUUGGAGCUAGAUCUCUUCUACAACGAAUAUUCGCGAUGGCGAUUCAAGAUGGCGUAAAAGCCUUCCAAAAAUCAGUCGAUAGCUUAGCAACAAGGAUAGAUGAUAAUAUCCUCGUAGAUAAGCUUCGAGCAUUCACAGAGGCUAAUGAAGAAGUGAAGAAUGAGCUCCGCGCAGAGGCAGAGGCAGAGAGCGUUGAUAUAGUUGUGGUAGUCUUGCGGUCUGAACAUUUCCAGCCGGAAUUGACCGUACGGCAGAUCGAGAAAGUGUUCAAUUCUUAUGUCGCCUGGGUGAGCGCAGUUGAAAGUAUUGAUGACCCUGAAAUACAACAAGGCGCCCAGUGGUUUUCGUACCUAAAGCAGCUUUUGAAAGUGCUCACGAGGCAAAGAGAUAAGAUGAUGAUGCUGAACAUUAUUGAAGAGCCCGUUACUUUACAGCUUUUCCGCGAUUUAUUCACCAUUUUCUACGAACCCCUAGUCCGUGUUUACAAGUCCGCAAAUGUCUACAAUAGCAUCACAGAUUUUGCAGAAUUUGCAAACGAUGCUAUCGCUGUCAUUGAACGAGCUCAAAGACAAGAUGUUUCUGCUGAUCCAAAUCAAACCGUUCAGUCAUUUAUUGACCUUUGCACUCGCCAUCAACAGAGCUUUUAUAAAUUCGUUCAUGAGGUUCAUAUCCAUGAUAACGGGUUAUUUGCAUCGCUGAUGACAUGGCUGGAAGACAUCCUUAAGUUCCUCCGCGAGGGCCCAGAAAGCGGCGGCACUCUUGACAUGAACGCGCUCUUCCAAGGAGCUGUUUCUGCCGGCCAAAUUGACAAGGACGCCGCUAUCGCCGAGAUCGAUUCGUUAAUCAAAUGGCAUUCAGACAGAAAGAAAUGGCACCAGGAUAAAACCCGACAGAAGAUGGCUGCGGAAGGUGUCAAUGAGCAGAUGCCAGGAGUCUCUACCUUUAAAAGCAGUGACUUUGGGCUCCAUGAGGCCGAUUUGGAAGAUCUGGCAAUUGAAGAUGACGUUUCAGAUCCUUCAGAUGAGAACUCCGAAGAUGAUGAUAUGGAUCCUAUAGAAUUUGAGCGCAAACGCCGUUCUAGGCAUCAAGACCGUCUCCGUCGUUCUGCAGGGGAGCCGGUGAAACCCAAGAUAUCGGAGAUAUUGAAGCUACGAGACUCCUUUGGGUCGAUGCUGAGGAUGGUCCUUGCUUAA
Molecule: messenger RNA, 2727 nt
Organism: Nannizzia gypsea CBS 118893
Lineage: Eukaryota; Fungi; Ascomycota; Eurotiomycetes; Onygenales; Arthrodermataceae
Product: PX domain-containing protein
Exons: 9
Coding region: 1-2727 (908 amino acids)
Molecular function (GO): phosphatidylinositol binding
Source: RefSeq, a predicted model, not a curated record